Molecule: messenger RNA, 802 nt
Organism: Cherax quadricarinatus
Lineage: Eukaryota; Metazoa; Arthropoda; Malacostraca; Decapoda; Parastacidae
Source: RefSeq, a predicted model, not a curated record
CUGAUGUUUGUUUUGAUGUUUGUUGGUUGGCAUGUUGACGGCUGAGCUGUGAGGACUCUUGUUAUCUCGUGGUAAGAAUAAUGUCUAGAGGUGACUGGGAUAUUUGAGCUGAUGAGUGACGAAGAGGAGGCCACGUGUAGCGUGGGAGGCGAGGAGGAGGAGGCCGCCACGUGUAGUGUGGGAGGCGAGGAGGAGGAGCUGGAGGAGCCGGAGAGACCCUCAGCUUGGACCUCUGGCUGGGACGAUGAGAGCAACGAUGUGGAGGCUGACCCCGACCCCCACGCAACGCCUGAGCGUGAAAUCUUGUGGGCCUGUGAAAAUGGCAAGCAGAGUGUUGUUGAGGAAAUCUUAAAGGAGCAUCCAGAAGCUGUAGGUGCAACAGACAGUGAUGGGUACACUCCAUUGCAUCGGGCUGCGUACAGUGAUUUUCCAGACAUUGUUAAGCUACUUUUGAGUGCUGAUGCUUCAGUGACUGCAAAGACUGUGGGCUGGACUGCUCUUCACUCAGCUUGUCGUUGGAAUCACUAUGAUUGCGCUGUGAUUUUAAUCGAAGGUGGGAGUGACAUUAAUGCUGUUACUAACAGUGGACAAACACCUCUCCAUGUUGCUGCUGUUAAUCCUCAAGCGCACCAAACUCUUCUGUUGUUGAUGAAUCGCAUGGUGAAGCCACUCCUGACCAAUAGCAAUGGUGAGACAGCGAAGGAUCUGGCAAUGAGAAGUGGACCAUAUGGAUAUUUAUUCGAGGCUACUGAUCCUGUCUUAAAUGUCUGUGAAGAUCAAGAAUGAAAAAAAAAAUUCAGGU